GACCCACAUAGUUGCAAGCUUAUAGGAAACAGAAUCCUGAAUCUCGCAGAAGCGGUUCUCGGAUUUGGCAGUGGAAUUCCCAGUUUAAGUUGAAUACUACCUGAGAAUUUAGACAAUUGAGCAUUCGAAGAUGAAGAAACUGUCGGGAAAGACACAGGCCGCCUACGCCUCGAGUCAGGAGGACAGUGAGAACGACAGUGACGAGACCGAGUGCAGCAUUGGCAGCAAUUCGACCGCUGGUACUCACCGAAGCGACACUCCAACGCGAACCGCUCGUCACAAGAAAAAGGGUCGUCGCAGGAGUAAAACAGGUAAAAGCAAAGUUUGCACUGACAAGCCCCUCUACAAAUACUGCUCCAGUUUCAAGGAGGACCACGGCCAGCCCCUGUUUGGCGUGCAAUUCAACCAUCACUUGAAGGAGGGCGAGCCAAUGAUAUUCGCCUCGGUCGGCAGUAAUCGGGUCAGCAUCUACGAGUGUCCCCAGGGCAGUGGAAUAAGAUUGCGUCAGUGCUAUGCCGACCCGGACACCGAGGAGAAUUUCUACACAUGCGCCUGGACGUACGACGACUCGGGCAAGCCUCUACUGGCCGUCGCUGGCUCGAGAGGAGUCGUCCGGGUCAUCAGUCCCGCGACAAUGACCUGCAUCAAGCACUACAUUGGCCACGGCCACGCGAUAAACGAGCUCAAGGUGCAUCCGCGCGACCCAAAUAUUCUACUCUCCGCCUCCAAAGAUCACGCCCUGCGACUCUGGAACAUCAAGACGGACGUCUGUGUGGCGAUCUUUGGCGGUGUCGAGGGUCACCGGGACGAGGUGUUGAGCGCCGAUUUUGACAUGAGGGGCCAGCGAAUCAUCUCCUGCGGGAUGGAUCAUGCCUUGAAGCUCUGGUCGCUCGAGAAAUCGGACAUGCAGGAUGCCAUCAAACAGUCGUACUAUUGCAAUCCGGCUCGCAAUGGUCGGCCCUUUGAUUCAAUUCUCCAGCACUUUCCCGAUUUCACGACGCGCGACGUGCACCGGAAUUAUGUCGACUGUGUCAAGUGGUUUGGCGAUUUCAUUCUGAGCAAGUCGUGCGAGAAUUGUAUUGUUUGCUGGAAGCCGGGACGACUGGAGGACACACAGUUGAGAAAUGGGGAGACGAGUGCCACGGUUCUCCACCGAUUUGAGUUCAAAGAGUGUGACAUCUGGUUCAUCCGAUUCUCCAUGGACUUUUGGCAGCGGACAAUUGCCCUGGGCAAUCAGGUGGGUCGGACCUAUGUCUGGGACCUCGAGGUGGAUGAACCGGGCCAGGCUCGUUGCUCGUCGCUUCAGCAUCCAAGGUGCACGGCUCCCAUUCGUCAGACGAGUCUCAGCAGGGAUGGUUCGGUCUUGCUCUGUGUCUGUGAUGAUGCAACGAUCUGGAGGUGGAAUCGUGAUCAUUGACAGAGUUGACUUUUUACACUCCGAUCAUUAUUUUUAUUUUAUUUUAUAUAUUCGGAAGUUUCGAAUAACAAGAAAAAGAAAAGGACAGAGGCCGCAUAUAUUUUCUGCAGAAAUAUAUAUAUAUAUUAUUAUUUUUUUUUUUUGCUUUCAGUCAGGGUGUUUACUUUGUCGGGAAUUUUAUUGUAGUAAAGUGCAUAAUAAAACGGGUUUUUGAUCAUCCAAA
Belonocnema kinseyi is the source of this 1640-nucleotide messenger RNA. Its product is annotated as polycomb protein EED-like. Gene Ontology annotation, cellular component: ESC/E(Z) complex. The transcript has 2 exons. The coding region runs from base 131 to 1417 and encodes 428 amino acids. Gene Ontology annotation, biological process: negative regulation of transcription by RNA polymerase II. The record is from RefSeq and is a predicted model, not a curated record. Gene Ontology annotation, molecular function: nucleosome binding; protein binding. Lineage: Eukaryota; Metazoa; Arthropoda; Insecta; Hymenoptera; Cynipidae.